GAAGCCUUCAGCAAUGGCAGAGCUUCAAAUAAGGAUUCUCGACAUGGAAGCAACUUUGGGGCAAAAAGAACAGGAAAAUGCCACAUUACGAGAACAAUUACGACAGUAUGAGGAAAAAAUGCAAAAUGAACAGGAAAAUGCCACAUUACGGGAACAAUUACAACAGUGCGAGGCAAAGAUGCAAAAAGGACUGGAAAAUGCCAUACGGGAACAAUUACAACAGUAUGAGGAAAAAAUGCAGAAGGAACAGGAAAAUGCCAUACCAAAUGAGCAGCCUUCAGCAAUGGUAGAGCUUCAAAGAAGGAUUCUCAACGUGGAAGCAACUUUGGGGCAAAAAGAACAGGAAAAUGGCACAUUAUGGGAACAAUUACGACAGUAUGAGGAGAAAAUGAAAAAGGAACAGGAAAAUGCCAUAGGGGAACAAUUACAACUGUAUGCGGAAAAUAUGAGAAAAGAAGAGGAAAUUGACACAUUACGGGAACAAUUACAGAGGCAAAGAUGCAAAAAGAACUGGAAAAUGCCAUACAGGAACAAUUACAACAGUACGAGGAAAAAAUGCAGAAGGAACAGGAAAAUGCCAUACGGGAAGAAUUACAACUGUGCGAAGCAAAUAUGCAAAAAGAACAGGAAAAUCACAUAUUACGGGAACAAUUACAGCAGGACGAGGAAAAGAUGCAAAAAGAACUGGAAAAUGCCAUACGGGAACAAUUACUAAAGUACGAGGCACAUAUGCAAAAAUAACAGGAGAAUGACACAUUACGGGAACAAUUAAAACAGUACAAGGCGAAGAUGAAAAAAAUGGAGGAGACGUUGCAGGAACAAACUGC
This is a messenger RNA of Hibiscus syriacus, 827 nucleotides long. Its product is annotated as golgin subfamily A member 6-like protein 7. The record is from RefSeq and is a predicted model, not a curated record. Lineage: Eukaryota; Viridiplantae; Streptophyta; Magnoliopsida; Malvales; Malvaceae. The coding region runs from base 14 to 715 and encodes 233 amino acids. The transcript is spliced from 2 exons.